Pocillopora meandrina is the source of this 1627-nucleotide messenger RNA. NCBI's taxonomy places the organism in Eukaryota, Metazoa, Cnidaria, Anthozoa, Scleractinia, Pocilloporidae. The record is from the annotation of a GenBank genome assembly.
UUUUUUAAAAUCAAUCUAGGAUCGUUUGAGCAGGAAGCUUUACAAGCACAUAACAAUUAUCGUUCGAUCCAUGACGCUCCACCAAUGACGCUGGACUCAAGUAUGAGCCAGAGUGCAGCAGCCUAUGCCCAGCGGUUAGCGCGCAUGGGCACUCUGCAACACUCGAGUUCAAGUGAGAGGCCGGGCCAGGGGGAGAAUCUCGCCAUGGCAUGUGGGUCUGGAGGCUUGUCCGCAAAAAAGGCUGUUGAUAUGUGGUGAGUGCUGAAAAGGCAUAAAAGAGCAUUUUACCAACAGCUUGUUUUCAGUGCCUCUGUAAAAAACGUGCUGUUGUGAAUCGCGUAACACGCGUUUCCUACGCGCGAGUAAUAAACUAAUGAUUCUACAUUAAGCUCUAUAGUUUGCAUUCUAUAUUAAAAAACCUUGAGAAAGUUUACGAAUGAAAAGAUGCAAAGACGUUCAGUAUUCGGUCAGUCAAGUUGGCUCGAAAUCGCCUCAAUUAUUUCCGUGAACGAAAAGAAAUUGUGCACAGUCUCUAAGAUGCGUUGCUCAUAGUGACGUUUUUUUCUGAUUUUCCAGGCUGUUUUGUUUCAUGAUUUCUUAAGCUACCUUUGCUGUGCUCAGAAUUUAUUUUCUCCAAUUUAUAGCUCCUUAUCAUGUCACUUAUUUCUUAGUUUAAUAAAUACAUUGCUAAAACGAACUUUACCUUCAAUUAUUAACAUGGCCGAGAAAAGGUUUUGUGUCUAAAUAUUUUCCAAUAGAAGAUGAUAUUCAAAGGUCCUUCUUUCUUUCAAUUAGUUCCUCGCUCCUUCUUUUCAACCAUAGGUACGACGAAGUUUGCAUGUACAACUUUAACAAUCCCGGAUAUGCAUCUGGCACAGGGCACUUCACACAGUUAGUUUGGAAAGGAAGUGACAAACUGGGAAUGGGACACGCCACGUCCGGGCAAUGCACCUACGUUGUAGGACGGUAUAAACCAGCUGGGAAUAUGAAGGGUGACUACGAGAAUAAUGUUAUGAAGGGAAGUUUUAGUAAAGAGGAAUAUUGUAACGAGGGAGGUGGCGGUGGUGGAAAUGGAGAGGGAGGUGGUGGCUUGGGACCUGGAGGUGGAGGUGGUGGGUGGGGAGGUGGCGGUGGCGGUGUGGGCGGAGGCGGUUGGGGAGGUGGAGGCGGGUGUGAAGGUGGAGGUUGGAAACCCGGAGGUGGGUGUGGAGGUGGAGGCUGGAGACCUGGUGGUGGAGGCGGGGGUGGAGGCUGGAGACCUGGUGGCGGAGGCGGAGGUGGAGGUUGGGGACCCGCUGGAGGUGGCUGGAGACCCAGUGGUGGAGGCGGAGGCGGAGGAUGGAGACCCAGUGGUGGAGGCGGAGGCUGGAGACCCGGUGGUGGAGGCGGAGGCGGAGGCUGGAGACCCAGUGGUGGAGGUGGUGGUGGAGGUGGGAGACCUGGUGGUGGAGGUGGUGGUGGAGGUUGGAGACCUGGUGGUGGAGGUGGUGGUGGUGGUGGAGGCUGGAGACCUGUAGGUGGAGGUGGUGGUGGUGGUGGAGGCUGGAGACCUGUAGGUGGAGGUGGUGGUGGUGGUGGAGGCUGGGGACCUAUAGGUGGAGGUGGCGGUGGGGACUGGAGACGUUGA